Molecule: messenger RNA, 683 nt
Organism: Saccostrea cuccullata (small rock oyster)
Lineage: Eukaryota; Metazoa; Mollusca; Bivalvia; Ostreida; Ostreidae
Exons: 4
Source: RefSeq, a predicted model, not a curated record
GAUUACAGAAAAAGUCGAAGAAGAGGAUGGAAAGCAAAAAUAUCAAAGGUCUACUGAAUCUGAAACGAUCUGGCCGGAAAAGGUCAUCUAAUGGGGACUGGUGCUCUGUAGCUCUAUGUGCUGGCUUUGGAAGGAUCCUCCUUGGAAUGGUAACCACAGACUGCAACCUCUUAGGUUGUUUCCUCGGAGACCUUCUGCGGGGAACUGGCUGCUCUGGCAGGGAAGAUUCUGGAGCGGUCUGCAAAGUAGCUGCGACAGGGGAUGGAGGAGGUGGCAAGGAGGAGCUGGAGGACGGCAGCGACAGUGGUGGCAAGGAUGUCAUGGAGCUGAGGGACGGCAGCGACUAUGAUGGAAAGGAUGGCAGCAACGAAGAUGGCAUCGACAGUGGUGGAAAGGAGGACAGGGAGCCAGAGGAUGAGAGCGACGAGGAUGGCACGGAUGACGUGGAAGUAGGAAGACUCUUGGCUGGCCUCUUCUUCGAUUCCCAAUGUACGAUCGACUCUGCUACCGUCAAGGAUCGCAGCAUCUCCUGCAGGACCUUGGAAUUGUCUCUCACUGUCAUGAAGCCCGACCCCUCAGCGUCGGCCGUCUCUCCUGCCCUCAGCUUAUGUUCAAGGUACCACUUGGUGUGCUUCAGAAACUUCGCCUUCUGGACUGCCGCAGAGUCACAAAGCGUACAAUGA